Molecule: messenger RNA, 577 nt
Organism: Photinus pyralis (common eastern firefly)
Lineage: Eukaryota; Metazoa; Arthropoda; Insecta; Coleoptera; Lampyridae
Exons: 2
Coding region: 7-402 (131 amino acids)
Molecular function (GO): odorant binding
Source: RefSeq, a predicted model, not a curated record
UCCAACAUGAAGCGCUUUACUUUCCUGAUAAUUCUAUGCGUUGUGGUGGCCAAAAGAAGGAUUCCCGAAGUCCAAGUGAAGCAGUGGGAACGAAUAAUUUCGAGUUUCAAAGCAGACUGUAUAGAAGAAGCUAACGUGGAUCCAAUUCUCGUCGAGCGAAUGGUUUACGAAUUGGAAUUCCCCGAAGAUGAGGGCUUGAAAAAAUAUUGGAGGUGUACGCAUAAUCAUUUUCACUCUAUAAAGGCAAACCACAACCUCGACGGAGAACAAAUUUCAAAUCAAGUUCCUUUUGUUCCUCCUCAGUUAGCUUUACAAUGCACAACCGAAAGUAAUCACAUAAAGGAUCUGAUCGAGAAAGCAUUUGAAGGUGCAAAAUGUAUUAUAAAUAAACUUGCGGUCUAGUAGUAAGUUAUCAGUUAUCUGAGUUAUCACAUACAUUUCGCUUUCGAAAAUGCCUUUUUUCAAUCGGCCUAAGUAGGUAAUCAAUCGCUUUCUAAAGUUUGAAUUUACAUUAUAUAAAUUAUACGCAAUUGUGAAAUUUUGAUGAGCUUACUACAGUCAAAGGGUAAAUAAUGUA